Messenger RNA from Diorhabda sublineata, 3714 nucleotides. It is a transcript of the gene m-cup, whose product is annotated as protein fem-1 homolog CG6966. Bases 204 to 2141 code for a protein of 645 amino acids. Gene Ontology annotation, molecular function: protein binding. The transcript is spliced from 8 exons. The record is from RefSeq and is a predicted model, not a curated record. Lineage: Eukaryota; Metazoa; Arthropoda; Insecta; Coleoptera; Chrysomelidae.
AACGGAAAGUCGAAUAAAGAAACCCGAGCUCUUGGCGUUUCUACCGAAACAAUUUGAUUGGUGAUAUUUAAUCUGCGUGAAACAGUGAAGAGUCAUCUUUAGUUUUGACACAUGCCCUGGUAAAAUAUUUUGUCAAAAGCGAUUAAAACCAUAACAAAAGGAAUAGUAAAUCCAACAAUAUAUUUAUAUUUUAGUAAAUAAAUAUGUGGAAAGUGGAUCCUGUAAAUGAAAGAGAUUUAAUAUUUCAUGAAUUAAUAGAUGAAUGUAAACAUGCUGUUCCAGGUGCAAGGUUAUCCUAUACACUUAGAAAUAAGUUAGAAAAAUAUCCAAUAGAAGUACGUAGAGACAUAGUGAAUCGAGUAAAAGUGGGUUGUUCUCCGUUAUUUAUCGCCUGUAAAAAAGGACAAACCGAAAUUGUUCAGUAUCUAAUUAAAGUUUCUGCUGCGGAUAUAGAACAAAAAGGACUAUUUGAGGUACAGGAAGAUAGGACAACCCAUGUUGUAACGCCCUUAUGGUGUGCAGCAGUUUCAGGAAAACUACAAGUGGUGGAAACUUUAGUUCUUAGUGGAGCAGACAUAAAUGCUGUAUCUGACACGGGAUCAACUGCCGUACGGUCAGCCUGUUACAUGACACAUUUUGAAAUUGUAAAAUACUUAGUAGCUCAUGGUGCCGAUAUUAACAGACCCAACUAUAAUGGUGGCACGUGUUUAAUAAAUUCAGUACAAAGUGCAGCACUUUGUGAAUUUUUGGUAAAGAGUGGAGCCAUUAUUAAUGCGAGGGAUAUACAGAAUAAAAGUGCCCUUCAUUAUGCCAUUCAAGAACACAGAUUAGAAACGACGAAAUUGUUAUUAAGAAACGGUGCCGAUUAUAAUGCAAAAUCAAGAUAUGGUGACGAUGCUUUACAAAUGGCUUGUCUAAAAGGUGCCGUACGAAUUUUCGAAUUUCUCGUAAUGAACAUAGAUUACCCUCCGGAAAAAUUAGCCAAUGCACACGAAUUAUUGGGAGCCACAUUUCUAGAUGAACAGAACGACUUAGCUGUUGCUCUACAUCAUUGGAAAAUAGCUAUAGCCAUCAGACAGAAACAUGCAUUGUAUCCUAAACAACCAGUGAUGCCUCCACAGGAAGGAUAUAGAUACCAGAAAGAAUUCGAAACAUUAGAGGAGUUAGAGGCUAUUGCAGAUGAUGUUGAUUUAGUUCGUACACAGAGUUUGAUAAUUACAGAAAGGAUUUUAGGACCGCAUCACAAAGAUACUAUAUUUAGGUUAAUGUAUCGAGGUGCAUCAUAUGCGGAUGUAUUGCGCUAUCAACGUUGCAUCGAUCUCUGGAGGCGAGCUUUACAAAUUCGUAUUGAAAAAGAUUCGAUUCUCUACACGGAUACCUGUUUUUCUGCUCAAGCUCUAGUUAGACUGAUGAUGGAUUAUCACUAUAAAUUUAAUUUUGCCGAAGACAAGAACAAACACCAAAGAUUCCAUGACGUUAUUUCCGUAUUUUAUCUUUUGACUGAGAAUAUCGUCGAAAUAAGAAAACUUUUAACCAUACGCCCUGUGUAUAAACGACAAGCGGAUUUUUUCGAUAAAAUGCUGAAAUGUAUAACUCAUUUGAUCUACCUUAUGAUAGAAACCAUGACGACGGAAGAUCAGAAGGUCCUAGUGAAACGGAUCAUCACGGAUUUUUUAAAAAAGAACGUUCGAUGCGUAGUGUUGGAGAACACAGUUUUACAUUUGUGUGUUUCGAAAUUGAACACGAUCAGAUCUAAUUAUUUUAUGGAAGAGGAACCAAUUAUGAUAUUUCCUCAAGAAAACGUAGUGCGUUGUCUGCUAGAAUGUGGAGCACCAGUAAAUGCAAGAAAUGAACAAGGUUUUACCCCACUUCAUCUCAGCGUCCUGACUUACAACUAUUCUUCCUGGUUGGUGAGGCUGUUGCUGCAAUACGGCGCACACAUCGAUCAACCGAAUGUCAUAGGAAAAAUACCAUUGGACGCCAUCAAUGAUCUCAAUAACCAACUACCCACAGAUAUAUUCGUAUUAAAUUAUUUGAAUUUAAAAUGUCUCUGUUCGAGGGUAAUUUGUAAAUACAAAAUUCCGUAUAAAAAUCAGAUACCAAAAACAUUAGAAAAUUACAUACACUUACACGAACCAUAAAACAUAUUUUCAAAAAUUGUUCGCUUUUAAUUUUGUUCAUAGUUAUUGUAUAUUUAUUGAUAUUUUUAUUUUAUCGUGACAAUUGGAAAAGACGGUUCAAUUUUCGAAUGUAAUGCAACGUGAUUUAAAUGACUGCGAUUUAGAAUUAAAGAAUAUAUAAUUAAACUGGAAAAUAUUUUUCGGAAAAAAAUAUUUUGAGUUAAAUAUUUUAUUCGAGUCGAUAGAACGAAUAUAUUUCGAAUAUUGAGAGAACAAUAGACAUAAAAAUCUCGAUAAAGAAUAUUUAAAAAAUUGUCUUGUUGAAAAAUAACAAUUGUUUAAACAAUUUCGGUUUAAACAAUCUAGUACGGGUUUGCCCCAUGGCAACAUUCAUUUAUAUCAUCAUUGGGACAACUCGAAGAGGAUCGCAUAAAAAAAUUGAAAUGCAAUAACUUUUGGUACUAAUUCCCAGAUUCCUCCUGGACUAGAAGACAAAAUUCUCGAUGUACAAUAAAGCAACAAAAUUCAAAAGUCGGUGGUUCCGGGGGAGAUCUGGGAUUAAUAAGCCAAUGGCGCUACCUUUUAACACGUUCAAUGUUAAUGGAAAAAUUCGUAAUUAUCCACAAGUGCGUCACGGGGUCAAUUGGCCGCGUAUUCUUACCUUAGUUUAAAUGUAUUCAGCUUGCUGAAAAUUGAUUAAUUUCGACAAAAUCAAUUAUUUUCCCACUCAUAGUUUUUAUUCAGCAGCAGGACAUUGAUUCAUUAAAAAGUUCAUGAAUGUUAGCAACAAUGUUCGGAGAUUAUUGAAAUUUCUAACAUAUAUUAUUUUCGACCUUUUGAUUGAAUCCAAAGCCGAAACAAGUUCGAACAUUUUUACUUCUUACAGGAUCAACUCUAGUGCAAAGUUAGACAUGGAGUCAAUCAACCACGCACCGCGGGGAACGUGUUAAUAUAACUUUCGAUUGAAAUUAAGGGGUUAACAUAUUAACUGGUCACAAAAAUAUUUCGAAAGUUUUGUCUGUUUACUGUUCUUUAUGUAGUGAAAGAUUUGCUCGGUGUUUUACCCUCAAAAUACCUACAAAUUUGAAAAAUUGCUUCGAUUUAGAUGUUUAUAGUUUUUACGGGAGAGAUAGCGAGACGAGAGAAGAUUUUCAAUCUUAAAUAUUUUCGACAGAUGCUUAUCAAUAUAAACGGAAUGCGGAAUCAAUUCAUUUCUUCCCUAUACAACUUAACUAUAUCCUAAAUGGUAUAGUAUGAUUUCUGAAAAUUCUCUAAAGGGUGAUGAACUGAGUAACUGUAUUUCCUGUUUAUAUUUUGUUCGUUAGCCAUAUUUUUACGUCAUGAACUGAAAAUAAGUGAAGGUGAUUUUUGUUGGACCCUCCGGUAUUUCCAGUAUUAUAAAUAACCCUCGAAUAUUUGCUUCACAAAAGUAACGUCGUUUUCGUAUUAAAGUAUGUAAAUUGUUAUAAUAUGUAUAUUUUUGUAUAAAUUUAUAGCACUUAAGAAAAAAUUUAGUCUUUUCACAUUCGAGUGAAAUAGACGUAAGAAACGAUUGUAUCAUAUCUGAAUGUUGAUAAAGAAAUGUUAUAUGUUA